Molecule: messenger RNA, 1209 nt
Organism: Spizellomyces punctatus DAOM BR117
Lineage: Eukaryota; Fungi; Chytridiomycota; Chytridiomycetes; Spizellomycetales; Spizellomycetaceae
Product: UDP-galactose transporter
Exons: 4
Coding region: 1-1050 (349 amino acids)
Biological process (GO): pyrimidine nucleotide-sugar transmembrane transport
Cellular component (GO): Golgi membrane
Molecular function (GO): UDP-galactose transmembrane transporter activity
Source: RefSeq, a predicted model, not a curated record
AUGAGAAAAUCUACGAUCUCCAUUGCGGAUGGUUACAGAAAGUACGGCGCCCUUGUGGCUCUUGCUGUUCAGAACACUGUAUCAGUGGUGGUUAUGCGAUGGUCCCGCACGUCCUCCGAACAGCACGCCAUUGCCUCCACAGCAGUUCUGCUGGCAGAAAUUCUCAAGCUUUUUAUAUCGUUCACCGUGCACGUCUCUCAACAGAGAUCGCCGAGCGUCGAGAGCGUUGCCAAUGACAUAUUUGGGAAAGAUUCCCUUUGGAUCAAGAUGACAGUCCCAGCAGCACUCUAUACAUUGCAAAAUUGGCUCCAUUAUUUUGCAUUAUCAUUGAUUGAUGCAACGACCCAUCAAGUUACUAUGCAACUCCGUAUCCUUGCAACUGCUAUGUGUGCUGUCAUCAUGCUUAAUAAGAAGCUCGCAUGGGAGCAGUGGAUUGCCCUGGUGACACUUACGCUUGGAAUGGCUCUGACACAGCUGCCUAUGGGUGUGACAAGCCACAAAUAUGCCCUCGGCAGUAAAGCGUCAAUGGAUCAAUUUGUCGGCUUGAGUGCCGUCGCUCUCACCUGUCUCACGUCAGGGUUGUCAGGUGUCUAUUUGGAGAAGGUAUUGAAGCAGUCAGCGACGACCUUAUGGGUCCGAAACAUUCAGUUGGCAAUCUUCAGUUCGAUAUUUUGUGCUAUAUUUGGAGUUAUGCUACAUGAUGGUGCGGCGGUUUACGAGAGAGGCUUUUUUGCUGGUUACGGUUGGGCAACGACAUGUGCGGUUUUGCUCAAUGCAGUCGGCGGUCUGCUUGUGGCGAACGUAAUCAAGUACGCUGACAACAUUGUAAAGAACUCUGCGAUAGCAAUAUCUAUAGUUGCAAGUGGCAUGAUAUCUGCUUUCCUAGGUGACUUCACCUUUACGCCUAAUUUCUUGAUUGGCGCUGUAAUCGUCGUCAGUUCCGUCUGGGCGUACUCGCUCCACGGCGCGCCGACUCCUCUUCACAAAGGCGAUAUUGAAAAGGGGUCAAGGGAGCCAGUCAUUCUGAAAAGUAGCAAAGACUUUGCUUGAAAGGAUUUUGCCUGACAAAUCCUUGAGAAUUAUCUUGUAUAUGCUCCUCAUGCUCAGUUUCUGAUUAAUUAUGCGAAUAAGAGAGCCCAUAAAGGGAAUUUUGUGAGUGAUGAAUACAUUUGCAGUAACUAUAUGGGGGCGUGGAACGUCCUUAGUGUC